AUGUUCAAAUUUGUCCAGCAAAGUCCACCUUUGAAAGGCAAACUUCCCAACCAAAUCAUCUCUACAAAAUCGAACCCUUACAGCGCCCAGAUAGCCUCCCCCGUGCUGCCUCUACACCAAGAUAGUAUGAAUGGCAAUACCGAUGAAGUGAACAGGAACGGCAAUUCUUUUGUGCCCUCGUUUAACCGUAACGGAGGUGCCGGAUAUCGUUCAAUGGAAAAUAUUCAUCAGUUCAAUGUUCAAAACAGUAGGCCAUCCCAACACCAGCAACAUCAUAAACAGCCGCAUCAGUCAAAGUCUAUGAACGAUUUUGGCAGACAAGGCGGUACGUUUCCCAAGAUGAAGACAUACUAUAAUAAUACGAACCAUCAUAAUAAUAAUAAUAAUAAUAAUAAUAGUAAUAACAGUUAUAAUGCCCAGAAUAGCAAUAACAAUUACCAUAACAACAACAGGAGAAAUAGACAGUCGCCAUCUUCGCAUGGUACAAGCAACAUAAAUCCAGAUUCUCCCUGGUUUCAAAAAGUGUGUGCAUUCGAGGAAUGUGUGUCGCAGACUCUGUACAUGUCGCAAACACCAAGACGCAAGAACAUCAAAUAUCGUUCCGAACAUCCAAACUCUAAUGCAAACCCGCUGUUCUGGGAUUCCAUUGGCAGAGCCAUGGGACUAUACCAUGAUUUGAUGAACACACCGGAACUAAACUCCGACAGGGUUUCUAAACUGGUUCACUUACUACACAACGGGCUGAGAGCAAACAGAAACCAAUUGACUCGUAUGAACAAGAAGCCAGACUACGAUUCUCAAUCGUUCCACAAGGAAAUGACAAAUUAUUUGUGUAAAUCCUUGAGAGAAAUUUCAGACGACGUUUUGAACGGGAAAGUGGAACUAAACGAGUACGGAGCUAUGCAUCUUAUUACCGCGUUCAAAGAACUGUUACUAUUCGAAGAAGCAGUUCAGAUUUGGAAGAGUGCCAUCAAUGGCAACAACUCGUACACUUCCAACAUCUUCCUAAAUCCAAGGGUCGUCGGUGUCAUCUUACCAAUACUGUAUGAUAACGGUGUUUCGUAUCCAGAAAUUCAAUCACUAUAUGAGAAGUCUUCCUCUAUGAUCAAUUACUUCCAUCCCAAUUUGUCUGUAGGUAUGAUUAGGGCUUCUCUUUCUGCCAAUGAAAACGAUAUGGCGUUGAAACUGUUCCAGAAACUGUGCGAGGAAUCUACUGAGAUGAAGUAUGGGUACUUGAUCGAAACGCAUUUAUCAUUUAUUGGUGAAUGUAAGGAUUUGAACGUUGCACAGACUUUCUUCGACAAGGCAUUGAAUGAUGAGAUGCCAUAUAAGAUUGAUUUGCAAGUAUCCUACGUGAAGUCCUUCCUAAGGAAUAUUUGGAAUCAAACCCAUAAUUUCAAUCACAUCUACGAGAUUUGGUACAAGUCUUCGCUACAUUAUGGAAGGAACGUUAACCACGGUAUCUCCUCGUCGUUGAAUGAUACGUUCUUCGAUUUGUUUUUCGAAAACUAUGCAAAUGAAAAGACAGAGGGGUUCCAAAGGUUACAAGAUCUUAUCCAAACCUACAAUAACAUUAAAAACAUCGAUGAACCGUUUUUCAAUAUCAUUUUGGCUAAAUGUACUAUUUGGCAUGACCGGAAUAUAUUGGAAUACAUUGACAAAAGUUACGAAUUAUUUAAUAUUCCAAAAACUAUCGUUGCUUAUAGAAUUCUGUUGAAAUCCAUGGGAUCCGUGGACGAUACAACCAACGAUGAAAUUUUACAAAGAUGGAUCAAUCUGAUUUGCAAGUCGGACCAGAUUGGGCAAAGGUUUAUUGCCAACGCAGAUUGGGCAGCUUUGAGAGACGCGACUGUUACAUGGACUCAGUGCAACAGAGACAACAACAGUCCAGCCAUCAUCCGCAACAUAGAGAGUGCGAUGAGUACAGUUGCACCAAGUCCAAUCGGAACACCCCGUGGGAACAAGAAGAAUAACGUCAGUGUGGGUGAUUUUGAUUUCUACUCUCACCCAGCAUUUCAGGCUUUAAACGCGUCUGGUGCCUUUGAUGAUAUGACAAAUGACUCUUCUUCGACGCCAGCAACUCCCGCUGUUGUUGCCCCAACGACAACAGCUCAAAUUCCAUUAUUGAAGGAGGAACAACAAAUUCACCCUGUGGUAGAUGAUAGAAUGAUUCUUUAUUUGAAAAUUGUGAAACGUUAUUCUCCAUACUGUCGUGACUCCCGUCAAUUAGCAAGAUUGACAACUGGUACCGCUGUAAAGUACAGUGUACUACAGGAGGUAUUGAACCAGUUUCAAUCUUUGGAUGUUAAUGGAAUUCCUGUUCCUGAGUUGCAAAAUUUGAAGUCCACCAAUAUUUGA
Messenger RNA from Huiozyma naganishii CBS 8797, 2358 nucleotides. RefSeq lists its product as uncharacterized. NCBI's taxonomy places the organism in Eukaryota, Fungi, Ascomycota, Saccharomycetes, Saccharomycetales, Saccharomycetaceae. The record is from RefSeq and is a predicted model, not a curated record. The transcript has a single exon. The coding region runs from base 1 to 2358 and encodes 785 amino acids.